ACAUGUGAGGGUAUUACGGUAACAACAACAGCUCCAGACUCCAACAUGUCGCUGUCCUGUGCGAGACUAUGCAGCCGGUUGUCUUUGGUCCGACUGUGUGGUCAUGGCAGUAACAUAAUAACACACAGGGUCUAUUUUCCUAAUGUGUCCUGUCAGUCCAGGUGUCCUCCCUGCAGACGCUUCACCUCCUCCAAAGUGAGACCGGGUCUGGUUCGGUAUGUUUCCUCCAGGAUCCAGUGGGCAAAUGCCAAGUACGAGUCUUUCCUCCAAAGGCGAUUUCCACGAUUUUUUCUGCUAUAUCAUACCUUUGUGGAAGGAUUCAAGCAGCUGUUCAAAGAUGCCACAGAGGUGAGGAGGAUAAAGACAAGAAUGCUGUUGGGUUUAAAGUACCAGGAUUUGCCCUACAGAGAUAUGGAGAAACUCAGACAGUUCCGCAGAGACUUAAUGAAGGCCCUCCCGCUGGUGGUGAUUUCCAUCCCCCCCUUUGCCAACUACCUGGUGUUUGUCUUGAUGUACUUUUUCCCCCGUCAGCUGCUCAUCCCUCAUUUUUGGACUCCAAAGCAGCAGGUGGAGUUUCGGAGAGUGUACCAUUCCCUCAGGGCUCAGCGCCACUGGCUGGUGCUAAAAAGCCUCGAGAAUACAAGCCAGCAGGUCAAAAAUGGCCAACUACAAGGUUCCCUAAAGGACCUUUGCAGUAAAGUGCAAAAUGGAGCAAACCCUAAAGUGACUGAAAUCCUUGCUGUUCGCAGCCUGUUUUCUGGACCCCCUUUGGGUAUUAGGAGGAUGAGUGUUGAUCAUAUGCGACAAAUCAGCCCCCUGCUCUUCCUGACGCCUCGUCUCCCGGGUUUCCUGAUUGGCCGGCGGCUGAACAGCCACGCCCUGGAGCUGCUGCAGCUGGACCGGGCCCUCAGCCGGCUGGGCCUUCACCAGCUCAGUGACGCUGAGCUCAGACAGGCGUGUUAUAUGAGGGGGAUUCAUUCCGACAGUCUUGGGAUUGACCAGUGUCGUGCCUGGUUGUCCCAGUGGCUUCAGGUGUCCUCCUCGUUGAAAGCUUCAGAGGUGUCGCUGCUUUUGCACUGCAUCGUAUUUCUCUCUGCAAACUACCCAAAGGCCCCCAGCCGCCACUCACAGGAAGCCUGAUGCAAACGGCUUCACCAGUCAUUGUUACUUAAGUGAAGUGCAAAACACAACUUCCUAAAAUUUGUCAACGUCUCCUUACUGCAAGGGGGUGGGGGUGGGGACUCUAUUUCCCGGCAAAUGUGUGAGAAACCAAAACCACUCGUAUUCAUCUGAGGUGGAGGAUAACACCACCAAGAAACUUAAGCACUUGUAGUUAUACAAAGUUAAUUUGGAAAAAUAAGCUGAGUGUUAAUAGUGAGAUUAGUACUCUUCUGUAGUUUUGAUUCUCAGGAUGCACUUAAACAUAUUAAAUUGUGAUAUUGGGGUGAUGAUUUGCUGCUGUAUCUCAAGCUUGUUGCCAUUUUGAAAUGCCCAUGUAUUUUGCUUCUAUCUGAACAAACACAUUAAUACACAGCUACAAGAACUCGCAACACAAAGACCGAGUGUGAUACAAACCGCAGGACAUUGUGGAAAUCUUCAGCUGUAUUCCUUUCAUAAAAAUAUGUUUGCUAUUAUCAUGUGGGCAUUUAAUAUGUAUUCACAUGUUCUCAUUUCUCAUGUUAUCGGCUCAUUUUCUGCUUUGUUUUUACUUUUUUACUUCGAAUGCUUUGGGUCAUCACAAUGUCGCAUAAAAGAGGAAAUCCUCUCGAAAAAUGACAACAGGACAACAUCAAAAUUAACAGCUUACUUAAAAUCCCCUUUUUAAAGAAUAUGUGUGCAGUGCGAAAACCAAAAAAUGUUUUCUGCUUUGACAUUCAGGCUUUAUUACAAUUUGAGAAGCUAAACUUCUGAAUAAUAAUCUUCAGAAACCUUUUAGCUGCAUCACAGCAGCUGAAGUAUGUAGUAUGAGCUGGAAUGGCACUUUAUUGUUUACUUGUUUUGCUUUUUUCUGUGAAGGUUUAAUGACAUUCAUUUAUCUUGUUAAGACUACAACACUUGAGCUCAAAAUGUCACGUUUUUCACCCACAAAGAGGAAGUCAUCAUUUUUUGUGCUGCUGUCUGGCCUAAAAUGUAAAGUCAUACAUGUCAUUUGCUUCCUGUGCCUUUUGCAACUAUUGAAAUAAACGUUGAUCUGGAAUAUGA
Messenger RNA from Cololabis saira (Pacific saury), 2202 nucleotides. RefSeq names its product LETM1 domain containing 1 (gene letmd1). Lineage: Eukaryota; Metazoa; Chordata; Actinopteri; Beloniformes; Belonidae. The record is from RefSeq and is a predicted model, not a curated record. Bases 46 to 1140 code for a protein of 364 amino acids. Gene Ontology annotation, molecular function: ribosome binding. The transcript has 9 exons. Gene Ontology annotation, cellular component: mitochondrial inner membrane. Gene Ontology annotation, biological process: intracellular monoatomic cation homeostasis.